Pleurotus ostreatus (oyster mushroom) is the source of this 2058-nucleotide messenger RNA. RefSeq lists its product as uncharacterized. Bases 1 to 2058 code for a protein of 685 amino acids. Lineage: Eukaryota; Fungi; Basidiomycota; Agaricomycetes; Agaricales; Pleurotaceae. The transcript has 11 exons. Gene Ontology annotation, biological process: mRNA cis splicing, via spliceosome. The record is from RefSeq and is a predicted model, not a curated record. Gene Ontology annotation, cellular component: cytoplasm; spliceosomal complex. Gene Ontology annotation, molecular function: protein binding.
AUGGCAAGACAUUCGCGUUCGAGGUCGAGGUCACCCCGACGCAGCCACGGGGAUAAAAGCAAGAGGGACGACGAACCACGCUCUUCACGAGCAGACGACCGCGAUGCACACAAAAGCAAAAGGCACCGGAGUCGAAGCAGGGAUGACGACAGGGAGAGAAAUACUAGUCGCAGGAAGGAGAGAAGUAGGAGUAGAGACCGUACUGAUAAAAAGCGAAAACGCAACAAGUCUGAGGAACGGAAGGCUCGUAAGGAGGAGAAGAAGAGGACAAGGGAAGAGGAAGAAGCACGACAGGUUGCUGAACUCAGUGUCUACAGUGCGACCGACAACCCCUUCCACGAUGUAAAUCUUGGGCAGCAAUUCCGUUGGCACAAGAAAGCCGAGAAGGAGCGCAAGUCGGGAUUGAGUUUGGCCGAAGCUCAGCGUAGAGAUGCCAUUCGGCGUCAGGAUGCGAAGGAGGAGUUGGAGCGGUUGAACAAGCGACGUGCUGAGCGUGAGGUGGAACAGAGGCUUCGAGAAGAGGAGGAAUUGAGGAUGCAGCGUCUACAGGAGUCGGCUCAAAUGUCCGAGUGGUUAGAGAAGGAAGAGGACUUCCAGCUGGAACAGGAGCGUGCUAGAGCAACAAUACGGAUUAAGGAGAAGAGAGCGAAGGCAAUCGACUUCCUGGCUCUCAACCUAAAGUAUGUCAAUCCGCCAGACGACGAGGAGAAGCCCGAGGAUAACGAUGAUGCCGCCUUGGAAAUCGACCUCGACGAACCGUACAAAAUCUUCGAUAAUCUAACGCCGGAGCAAAUACAAGAACUGCAUGGAGAUAUUGAUAGGUAUCUUGUACUUGAACAGUCAGAGGCCAAUCUUGACUUCUGGACGAACAUGAUGGUUGUCUGUAAAGACAGGCUUGAACGCAUCAAGAACGCUGAACGUAUGAACGUCGAGGUUUCUCUAGCUGUAGAAGCGGACAUCCAUGCCCUCUUAAAUGGCAAAUCUUACGAAGAACUUUCUUCUCUGCAACGGCAGGUUCAAGACAAACUAACGAGCGGGGAACCAGUAGACACAGAUUAUUGGGAAGGACUUCUCAAGACACUUCUGGUCUGGAAGGCAAAGGCUAAACUCAAGGCCCUCCACGAAGUCGUCGUUCGCAACCGACUGGAACAACUUCGGAAGCGACAGAGAGACGAGGCUUUACAAGCACAGGAAGAGUUGCUCGCGGGCGUAGCUAAAUCAGCAUCGUCACGAACGGAUGGUGCUUCUCACGAGAUUCUCGCGAAAGAGGUUGGGCCAGCAGAAGAAGUCGAACCCUACGACCGUUCUAUGAGUCCAGUGUUACUGGACAUCACACGACUUGCCCCAGAAGAACGACAAAUGGAUAUCAUCCUUGAAAGCGACGACCGCCGGGCUCUGUUUGACCACAGGCGUUCUGUCGCAGGCUCAAGGUUUGUGCCAAAAGCGGCGCAACCGGUUGUCGAAAUACAACCCGAAGAGACAACUAGUGGUGUCGAUCUGGCUGAAGCCUUGUACAGAGCGGAGGCAGAGCGAGAGUUGGACGAAGAAGAAGAGUUGUUCAAUCUUGAAGAAAACAUUGUCAACCCAACUUCAUAUAACUGGGAAGACAAGUACCGGCCUCGCAAACCAAGAUAUUUCAAUCGCGUGCAUACCGGUUACGAAUGGAAUAAGUAUAAUCAAACUCACUAUGAUACCGACAACCCUCCACCCAAGGUUGUUCAAGGAUACAAGUUCAACAUAUUCUACCCGGAUCUCAUCGAUAAGUCCAAAGCGCCGACCUACAGGAUCGUCAAAGAACCUGGGAAUGACGACACUGUCUUGCUCCAUUUCAGUGCAGGCCCACCCUACGAGGACAUUGCAUUCCGCAUUGUCAAUCGCGAAUGGGAGUUUUCACAUAAACGGGGUUUCCGAAGUAGUUUCGACCGGGGCUGUUUGUCUUUAUGGUUUAAUUUCCGUCGUAAUUUCUAUCUGCUUUCGUCUUUCAACCUCGUCACCCUGUCACCUCGCCACACCUUGUUGCAGAAAGUAUCCGAAAAAGGAAGGUACGUGGGCCUUUAA